CGCAGCCCAUAUUUGCUCUGCCCACGUCAUGGCGCCGGCGAGGUCCGUCGGCGCAGCGCUCUGGGAGGCCGCCCGCCACGGCAAGCUCGAAGACCUCAAGAAGUGCCUCGGGCGCAUUGGCAAUGACAUUUCUCUCAAGCCGAUGCUCGAGUUCCGCCACCCGAUUGAGGGCACGACGCCGCUGCUUGCCGCGACCUUGCACAAGCAUGAGGCAGCGCUUCUGCUGCUCGUCGAAGCGGGCGCCCGUGUCCACGCCACGACGCGAACCAAGAAGAAGAGCACGCCUCUCCACGUUGCGGCGUACUAUGGCUACGACACCAUUGUGCGGCUCUUGAUCCAGCACGGCGCCGACGUCUACCGCCAGAACGCGCUCGGUCUCUUGCCGCUGGACGUCGCGCGCUUCAAGGUCCAGAUAGCAUGCGUCGAUGCACUACUGCAUGCGAUGGAAGUAUAUCAAGCGCCCAUGAGCUACCGCAACGCGAGCAAGGUCUUCAAGAGCUGGCGACGGUGCUUUGUGCGGCUCCUGCGCGUCUCGGGCGAGAAAGCACCGCCGCUGUACGAGCUCGCGUUCUACCCGACCAAAGACAGCGUCUGUCCGAUUAAAGUCGCUUGGUUUAGCCCGAAUGUCUCGGUCUUGGAGGCCAACCCGGACCACGCGAUGGAGCUCCGGUUCGCCCCUGCCGCCAUCUGGGUGCCCUAUCGGCCGUCCACGUUUACCCGAGACGUUGGCAAUUUGCCGCGCGCAAAGCAGCAACCUCGGGCCUUUCGCCUCCUCGUAGAGUCGGCGGCAGCGGUGCAAGAGUGGUGCAACAUUGGGACCGUCGUGGCGGCGCAGAGCCGGCACGGCACGACCGCUGCCGAUGUCUUUGUCCCGACGGCGCGCAACCCGUACGCCGACGGCAUUGCCAAAUUCAUGGCGGCGUCACUAGUGGCUGAAACAAAGCAGCAAGUACACGCUACGAUGAGCCGGUCGACGCCCAUCAGUCCAGAUAGCAACUCGGCCAAUCCCGCAAGCAACCCUGCGAGUCCAGCAAGUAUUGAUACCCCUUCGAGUCCAGCCUUUUCCCUGAGCCCCGCGUGCGAGCCGCCGAGCCCGGUAAUAUCGCAUCGACCCAGCCCCACACUGCAUCUACCACUGAACUUUGACAAGCUCGCGAUCGGUCCCAUGGUGGCGCAGGCCAUGCCGGCUUCCGCGCCGUCGUUUUCAGAGCCAAUGGCACCACCAAGCGCACCGCCUCUUGGCGAGAAACUGCCCCUGCACGUGCGUGGUCCACCGCCGUCGUACCGUCAAGCCAUCGCGUCCCAUACGAACGAAGGCGCCGAGUGCAUCAUUUGCUUGGACGCGCCCAAGAACUGUGUGACGUUGCCGUGCCGUCACCUCGCGUGCUGUAGCCGCUGUCUCGCACAAGGCGUCUCGUUGUGUCCUGUCUGCCGCGCACCCAUCGAGUCGGUGCUUCAAGUGUUCACUUGA
Molecule: messenger RNA, 1471 nt
Organism: Saprolegnia parasitica CBS 223.65
Lineage: Eukaryota; Oomycota; Saprolegniomycetes; Saprolegniales; Saprolegniaceae
Exons: 1
Coding region: 29-1471 (480 amino acids)
Molecular function (GO): protein binding
Source: RefSeq, a predicted model, not a curated record